This is a messenger RNA of Hirundo rustica (Barn swallow), 2895 nucleotides long. It is a transcript of the gene KLHL33, whose product is annotated as kelch like family member 33. Gene Ontology annotation, molecular function: protein binding. NCBI's taxonomy places the organism in Eukaryota, Metazoa, Chordata, Aves, Passeriformes, Hirundinidae. The coding region runs from base 400 to 2604 and encodes 734 amino acids. The transcript is spliced from 5 exons. The record is from RefSeq and is a predicted model, not a curated record.
AGGUGGUGGUAGUCCUAUCACCCUCUAAUCAGGGGCGGAGAGCAGGCCAUUGUCUGUCUCCUACCUGAGGGCUUGGAAAGGGGCUCUGCUUCACCCUGGGCUCUGGAGAAGAACAAGGUUUAGAGAGGGGCCUGAGGGGCCAGGGAUCCCCAGCAGGACAUGCCCAGGGUAACACGGAGUUUACAGAAGCUCCUGUCAGCUUCAGCUGGCCUUGCUGCCUGUCCUUAGAGAAUUCAGUGACCCACUGUCCCAGCAUGGGGACUCUAGGGCCUUGGACCUCCCUCUGCCUGAGCCUCUCCCAGCUCCUGGCUGGGGCCACGUGUUCUGUCUGGUCUAUAAAUACCCAGGCACAUUCCUAGGGGGUCACAGGAGUUCUGCAGAGCAGCAGCAGGCGGCAAGAUGUGGAUUGCAGAGGGGCCGGCCCCAGACCGGUGGAGCCUGCGGGAUGGGGCUCAUGCUGGACAUUUCCUGGCUGUGGCUGACCAACUCCGCACCACGGGACAGCUGGUGGAUGUGGCCGUGGGCCCAGAGCGUGACAUGGCCCAUGCUGUGGUCCUGGCCUCCAUCAGCUCCUUCUUCUAUCGCUUCCUGGAGGGCAGGACCCAACAACUCCGCCAAGAUCCUCCACCCCAUGUUCCCCUGCCACCUGGGGCCACACUGUGGGGCUGGCGGGCUGUGCUGACCUUUGCCUAUGGGGGAAUUGUGCCCCAUGGCAGGGCGAGAGAGGUGGAGGAGGCUGCCCGGGCCCUGGGGGCCCCCCGGCUGGUAACUGCCUGUGCCCUGCAUCUAGAGAUUGACCACCAGGAAGAAGGUCCUAAGCCCCUGGAGGAGCAGUGGGAGACACUAAGAGCCAUGGAGCAGCUCCACGCCAAUGGUGUGGGCUGUGACCUCCAGCUCCAGGCAGGGAACGAGGUCAUCCCAGUUCAGCGACUGGCCCUGAGCUGCUCCUGUGACUUCUUCCGGGCCCUUUUCACCUGCCCCAUGCGAGAGGCCACCCACGACCCUGCCAACCCACUGGUCACAGGAUUGUCCCCAGCCGAACUGCGUCUCCUCCUCUCCUUUGCCUACACAGGAGCUGUAGCAGGGCCAUGGCCCAUGGUCUUGGAAGCAGCUGAGACCUCCCUGCGCUAUCAGGCCUGGGGGCUCCUCACUCUCUGCCUGGAUGUUUUCACCCAUGGCCUGACCCCAGAAACUGUCCCUGAUGUGCUGGCCUUUGCUGUGGCCUAUGGGUUAGAUGAGGUGGUCCAUGUAGCAGAGAACUACAUCUUGGCCACCUUUCCCUGUGUGGUGGUUACACCGGCCUUCCUGGAUCUUCCUGCACACCUUCUCAUCCGCCUCCUCCGUUCUGAUGGUCUCAAUGUCCUCCACGAACUGGAAGCCUUGGAAGCAGCAUCUCGGUGGCUUGUGGCCAAUGGAGAUGGCCAGGAGGAUCUAGCCAAAGAGAUCCUGUCAUCUGUUCGCUUUGCCCUCAUGUCCAGCCUGGAGCUGAAGAAGGUCCUAUCUGUGACUGCAGGGGCAGCUGACCCAAAGGUCCUCCGCGAGCUCAUGGUAGCAAGUUUUACCCCCAUGGCCCACUUGCCGUGCCGAGUACGUUCCUUGCCAGAGGUAUUGGUGGUUUGUGGUGGAGACAAAGUAAAGGGCAACCUGACUGGCCGGAAGCCCAGCAGACACCUCUGGUUUGCAGACCGCUACCUCAGUGCUGUGGGGCUGGUGAAACAGGUUGAGUGGCGGGCACUGGGACACUUUCCUGAUGGCCCACGCUUCCGUCAUGCUGUAACUGUGGUGGCCAACAACCUCUACAUCAUGGGUGGAAAACACUACUAUGGCAUCCAUGACACCCUAGCCAGUGUCUACAGGUACCAGCCUAUGGAUGAUUCCUGGAAGCGUCUGGCCAGUAUGACAUGUGGACGGAGCUACUUUGCUGCUGUGGCUCUUGGUAAUUUCAUCUAUGCCCUAGGGGGCAGCUCAGGGGAGCUCUACUGCACAGAUACUGUGGAGUGCUACGACCUGGCCAAUGACACCUGGAGGAGGUGCCAACCCCUGCCAAUGGCUCUAUGUGGGCAUGCAGCGUGUGCCCUGGAUGGUGUGCUCUACGUGUCGGGUGGGUGUGAUGAAGCAUACCAGUGUCAGGCAUCCUUGCUCCGCUAUGUCCCAGGUGUACCUGUCACACUCCUGGCCCCCAUGAAUGGCGAGCGAGCUGGCCACAUCAUGGAGGAAGCGGGUGGGCAGCUCUAUGUGGCAGGGGGCCUGUGUCAGCAGGCUGGGCAAACUGGCUACAGGGACCAGCUGACCUUUGAGGUCUACAGCCCCAAGCAAAACAUCUGGGUCCUCCUUAGCCCCCUGCCCCGUGCACAUGUAGUUGGGGGUGCAGCUGUGCUGGGAGGGGAACUGCUUGUACUGGGAGGGUAUAGUCAUGAGACCUACCAGGACACACACUUGAUCCAUGCCUACCAGCCGGGUACCCGGCGCUGGAUCACCCGGGGCACCUUGCCUCAUGCCUAUACUGACCUACAAGCCUGUGUUCUCACUGUACCCCCUGCCUUGCGUGCCCCCAGCUGCCUUAAGGACCCCUUGAAAUCAACUGAAACUCCCAAUAAUGCUUAGGGUAUACUCUCUGCACCCCAUACUGGGAUACCCAGGUAGCAUCCAUGGGUACCUCUAUGGGACAAAGGUGUACACAUCCCUCUCCCAGAGUGGGUUUCUUCUGUGGUUUUUGGCAAUCCUUCACCCUCAGGUACAUGAUCUAGACUGUUGUGAACCUGUUGAACAUAAAGAUUCCCUGGACUGUAGCCCUGUCCCUCCAGGAAUACUCAAUCCCCUUGUCUGAGACCUUUACUGGGCUGAGAAUCCUGCAAUUUCCCCCCACAUUUUAUUUAAAUAAAAGUGCUUCCUGAA